AUCCGAUCUUUAAUUUUAGAUGAAAUCAUUUGGGUUUUCUGAAGUUUUGAUCUUUGAUACAGAUCUGUAAAAUUGAAUCCAAUUGUUUUGGUAUCUGCCUGUGAAAUUGGGAUUAUAAUGAUGAGCGUGUGUAACUGUAUAUAUAUGAAUCUGUAUGUAUAUAUAUUUAAAUUUGUAUUGGGGAUCAUGGUGGUGGGAGUAAGCGGGGACGAUUGGGUUUCAGGGUUUAAUUUUUUUUUCUUCAUUUUUUUUCAAAAAGUUAACAGUGUUAAAAUUGGGGUUAGGGUGGACACGUGUCAAACUCAGAGAUCGUAGGACGAGUAUCAGUAUAGUCUAGUAGUACUCUACACACAUUAUACACUCUAACCGCUUAUUUAACUUCCCCUCCCCUUCCCUAUAUCUCAUCCGGUCAUUUUGGCGGCACCAAAACCGCCACUUUUCCUUCACUCCCCACUUUCCAUUCUGUCUCCCUCUCUCUCUAUCUCUCUCUCUCUAAUUUUUUUGCACAAUCUAAUCACCGUGGAUUUAUCAGUUGAUUAGUAAAAUGCACGUCCUGGUUUCGAUAGUUUUUAGUAUCUGUUGAUUGUUCAUUCAUCGUAGAUGUUCAGAGAGACUAGGGGGAAAUGGGGGACUCUGCACAAACUUCAUUCUCUCUCUCCAGCCUUCUCUGCCAAGAAGAUGAAACUUGUCUGAGCCAGUUGAAAGACGAAUCGAACACAUCCGUAGAAUUCAACCCAUGCUUUCUUUUUGAUAACGAUGAUGAAUAUGUCGAAAACUUGGUUCAGAAAGAAGCUUAUUGCUUUGGAUCCAAUGGGUUAAUGGAUUACUCUGCCUCUGGCAUGAGCUGGUUGAAAACUGCUCGACUGGAUGCCAUUGAUUGGAUUUUCAAUACGGGGGCAGUUUUUGGGUUCCAGUUGCAAACAGCUUACUUAUCAGUGACUUACUUUGAUAGGUUUCUUUCAAAACUAUCCAUUGAUGAUGAGAAAUUGUGGGCUAUUAGAUUGUUAUCAGUGGCAUGUUUAUCCUUGGCUGCUAAGAUGGAAGAAUGCAAAAUACCAACUUUAUCAGAGUUUUCGGUUUCGGAUUAUGAUUUUGAAAGCAAAGUCAUUCAAAGAAUGGAGCUUUUGGUGUUGAAUACAUUGGAAUGGAAGUUGGGUUCAAUCACUCCUUUUGCUUAUCUGCAUUACUUCAUCAAUAAGUUUUGUGCUGAUCAAGCAAGGCCAGAAGGACUAGUUUCUAAUGCUAUAAAACUUAUUAUGGCAAUGGCAAAAGAAAUUGAUUUAAUGGAUACUCGGCCGUCGAUUAUUGCAGCUGCUGCAGUUUUAGCAGCAUUUGAUGGUCGGUUAACUAGAAAGAUUCUGGAGAUUAAGAUGAAUGUGAUCUCAUUCUUGCAGUCCCAAGAUUAUGAACGUAUAUAUUCCUGCUAUAAUUUUAUGCAGGGAGUGGUGGAAAGAAAAGCUAAGACACCAGCACCCAAGUUUUCAAUUUCCCCUUCAUCAAGCUCGAUGGAAGUGCUUGAAACUUCAUCAUUUGGCACUAAGAGAAGGCUUACAUUCAGCGACUCUUCUGAUCAAAGUUGCCCAACCAAGAAGGUUUACGAUAGAGGUUUUUGAUUAAUUUGUUGGUUUUUUAUUGAAUUAUAGAGAGGGAAAAAUAAAUGACUCAUGAUAUUUUAAAAGAUUGGGGGGGGGGGGGGGGGGGGGUUUAAAUUAUAGGUCUAAUGAGUGCCAUAAUUAAUUUCUACCAAUUUAUGGUAUAUGUGGUUUGGGAUUUGAUGAUUGGGGUUCCAAUUUCCAAUACCAAACAAAAGAUUUUAGCUGGUGACAACCAAGAGGACGGGAAGAAAAGUGAAAAAGUAAAUAAAGUAAAAAGUAAGAAGAAGUUGACUGAAGUUUGUGGAUAGUAAUUUUGAGUAGUAUUUGCUUUCAGAGUGCCACUAUUGCUUACCAACGUUUUAUUUUCUUCAAUUUGUUGUUGUUUUGGGCAUGGUUUUUUAAUCCGUGGCCAUGACGAUUUGAAGAAAACAGUUGUAUUUUCGUUUGCGAUUAUUUAAUUUAAUUUAUUUAUUUGUGUUUCA
Molecule: messenger RNA, 2077 nt
Organism: Pyrus x bretschneideri (Chinese white pear)
Lineage: Eukaryota; Viridiplantae; Streptophyta; Magnoliopsida; Rosales; Rosaceae
Product: cyclin-D5-1
Exons: 5
Coding region: 624-1613 (329 amino acids)
Biological process (GO): mitotic cell cycle phase transition; regulation of cyclin-dependent protein serine/threonine kinase activity
Cellular component (GO): cytoplasm; nucleus; cyclin-dependent protein kinase holoenzyme complex
Molecular function (GO): cyclin-dependent protein serine/threonine kinase regulator activity
Source: RefSeq, a predicted model, not a curated record